This is a messenger RNA of Hypoxylon fragiforme, 1566 nucleotides long. RefSeq names its product proteasome endopeptidase complex, beta subunit. The record is from RefSeq and is a predicted model, not a curated record. The transcript has 3 exons. Bases 173 to 955 code for a protein of 260 amino acids. Gene Ontology annotation, cellular component: proteasome core complex. NCBI's taxonomy places the organism in Eukaryota, Fungi, Ascomycota, Sordariomycetes, Xylariales, Hypoxylaceae.
GUACAAGGUUACACUGUCGAGUGACUUCCAAACGACCUGUAAUCCAAUCUUUAUUCUAUUCCACUUGGGAAGCGACGACUACUACAACAAUACCACUUACUCUUCUCCCUCAAAUCAAACAUUCAUACUCUUUUUCUACUUCCCUUCUAUUCCCUCACCUCCCAAACUGAAAAUGGAUCACCGACCAGAAGCCUGGGGCCGUCCAAGGGACGAUGUCUAUGGCGCCUACGAUGCUUCCUACAUGCAGACCAACGGUCCUAACCAGCACACCCAGUCCCCCGUCGUUACGGGAACGUCCGUAGUAGCCAUGAAGUUCAAGGACGGUGUCGUCAUGGCCGCCGAUAACCUGGCAUCCUACGGUUCCCUAGCCCGCUUCACCGACGUAAAGCGCAUCCGCACCUUCGCCGACACCUCGCUCGUCGGAUUCGGCGGCGAUGUCAGCGACAUGCAGUACCUGGACCGUCACUUGACGGAGCUCGCCACCGACGAAGCCUACCAAUCCGCAGCGCACACCCUCAACGCGCGGUCUCUGCACAAGUACCUUUCCAAGCUACUCUACCACCGCCGCUCCAAGUUCGACCCUCUGUGGAACCACCUUCUCGUCGCCGGGCUCGACGAGGAAGACAAGCCGUUCCUCGCCGCCGCCGACCUGCUCGGCACCACCUUCACCUCCCCCUCGCUCGCCACCGGCUUCGGCAGCAUGCUAGCCCAGCCCAUCAUGCGCAAGUACGUGCCCGACGAGGCCUCCGUGGCCAACGUGACCCGCGAGCAGGCCGUCGAGGUCAUCCGCGAGUGCAUGAAGGUGCUGUUCUACCGUGAUGCGCGCAGUAUGGAUGUCUACUCCCUCGCCGUCGUCACCAAGGACGGCAUCGAGUUACAUGAGAACGAGAAGCUCGAGAACCAGAGCUGGGCCUUUGCGGACCGCAUCAAGGGCUAUGGCACACAGGUCGUCUAAGGAGCGAGUCCGAUGGGCAUCACCCGCUACCGUUAUCUCUUACCCUCGUUCAGCUAUCGGGACCACCUCCCGGCUCGUUUCGGUUCUUCAUAAACGAUUACGGGUUAGUUGGCUGGUCGGUUGGUAGCAGAGGCAUAUGGAGGGUUAGGGCUUUCAGGUUCAGGCCAGUUUCUAUCGUCGCUGACAAGUAGACGAAAAAGGCGAGGGGUCAAUGGGUCAAUACUAUCUAUAUCUAUAUUUGCUACCAAGUCACACUGCGUCCUACCUACCUAAAGAAAAGGGGGAUACAAUACAAUGUGCAUAAGUACCUAGGGUAGGUAGGUAGGGUACCAAGACAGUCCGGUAACAAUAAACCCAGCCCAAAGGACGAUACAAAACGUCCGAAAUUGCAUUUGAAGAAUUUGGUUUCUUCAUCUUCUCGUGUGUGUCCAUCGAAGCCCAAGUAAACGAGUAUGUUGUGUUGUAUCGAUAUACUGUUACGGCUACUGCUACUCCAACUACAAGAGUAUCUGGUUACUACGUAGGUAUCGAUAUAACUCACGUGCAUGUUGGAGGACGUAGUACUCGAUCACGGGGGCACAUGAUACACGCGGGUAUUAGGUAGGUAGGUA